GGGGGUGAGUGGCGCUAUCGGCUCCACGUGGUUUCGCGGGGUUCCACCGAUGUGGCUGCAGAAGCGGGCCGGCGGAAGAUGUCUGGAAGGGAUGAGGGAAGUGAAGGUCCGGAGAGGGAAGAGAACAAAGAUGGCAUCCAUAAGGAAGGGAAGCCAAGGGGCAAGCGACGGUCCUCCUCCUCUGAAGGCAUCUUGCAGCCGGUGAAGCUGGGCAAAAGGGAGCUGUACAAGGUGCCCACAAAUGAAGAACUCGGCCACCUGAAGGAGACAGAGAACCUUUUCCAUUCCAACCUUCUGCGCCUGCAGAUUGAGGAGCUUUUAAAAGAGGUGACCCUCAAGGAGAAGAGGAAACAGAGAAUUGAUGGCUUCCUUCAUGAGAUCAGCGCCUUGCUCAGCAGUGCCCCAGAGGCUCCAGCAAGAGAUAUCACUGACCAGUCCUGGCUCCCGAAGGGAGUGAAGGUCCCUUUCCUGCAGGUCCCUUUCAAGGUGAAGGGCAAAUUCCAUUUUCUGCCCCCAGCAGAGGUGAAGGUGGUGGGGAGUUACCUGCUGGGCACCUGUAUCAAGCCAGAGGUGAAUGUGGAUGUGGCAGUGAUCAUGCCCAAGGAAAUUUUCCAAGAGAAGGACAGCCUUAACCAGCGCUACCAUCGCAAGAGGGCCCUCUACUUGGCACACAUUGCCCACCAUCUGGCCAAGGAAAAGAACUUUGGGGGUGUGAAGUUUGCCUACAUGAAUGGCAAUCAUCUGAAGCCCACCGUGCUUCUGCAGCCAGCAGGGAAAGAUGCAAAGAUGGUGACAGUCCGCCUCCAUGCCUGCCCAGCCCCGGGGGUCUUCAGACCCGUCCGUUUGCAUCCCAGCAAAAACAACAUCCGUACUGCUUGGUUCACGGAGAAGGACUUGCCUGUGACCGGGGCAGCUGAGCCACCAACACCCCAUUACAACAAUUCCAUUUUGUGGGACCUGGUGAUGGAGACCAACCUGAUCUUCCUCUCCGAGGCAGCCAGCACCUUUCAAGGCAUGCGAGGUGGUGUGGCCCUCCUCAAAGUAUGGCUUCGCCAGCGAGAACUUUAUCAGGGUCUGGGAUGCUUCAAUGGCUUCAUUGCAUCCAUGUUGGUGGGGCACCUCUUGGCCACUCAUAAGAUCAGCAAAAUGAUGAGUGGGUACCAGGUUCUGCGAAACGCUCUUCAUUUCUUAGCUACUACAGACCUCACUACAUCUGGAAUCAGCCUCUCAAAAGAUAGAGAACCCAUUGUGCCUUCCCUGACAGACUUCCACCAAGCGUUCCAAGUGGUGUUUGUAGACUCUUCUGGACUGGUCAACCUGUGUGCGGAUAUGACUGCCAACACUUACAAACAGAUCCAGUUUGAAGCCAGGCAAUCGAUGGAGAUUCUGGAUGACAAGACAGUGGAUGGGUUUCAGUUGCUCUUUGUGACCCCCAAGCCUCUGAUCCGAACCUUUGACCACGUGUUUCACUUCUGGCAUGUCUCCAAACUCCAGAUGGCUUGCAAGAAGAUGCAGCUGCUUAAUGCACUGAUGGACCGUGGUGGGAAUUAUGUGGCUGCCGUUCUGCCGUUCUUCCUCAGCUUGCUGGAACGAGGACUAGCCCGGCGAUUGGUGCUCCUGACACACCAGUUGCCUCAGACCCAACCGUGGUCGAUCCAGGUGGAUCCCCCGAAGCACAAAGAUGUCGGCUCCCUGGCAUUUGGGCUCUUGCUAAAUCUCGAUUUCGCAACCAGUGUCUUGGAGCGAGGCCCUGAAGCAGACAGAGAUGAGGCCACGGAGUUUCGGCAAUUUUGGGGAAAGCGGUCAGAGCUGAGACGUUUCCAAGAUGGCGCCAUCUGUGAGGCUGUUUUGUGGGACGCUCCAAACAUGAGCCAGAGACGUCUUAUUCCAGAGCAAAUCAUACGUCACAUCUUGCAAUUGCACCUGGACAUUCCAGAGACUUCCAUCUCUUACACAGGGGCCCUGCUGGAACCCCUAAUUAAACUGGGGCGUGAGCUGGCAGGGACUGGCGAGGAAGAGCUGGUGAGCCUGACCCGUUCCUACGAUGAUCUGAGCCGCAAGCUCUGGAACCUGGAGGGGAUGCCCUUAACGGUGACGGCAGUGCAAGGAGCUCACCCGGCCCUUCGACACACAGAUACCUUCCCUCCAGUCCCUGUGAGACCAGAAUAUGCAUUCCAUGGCAGGAUCAAAGACCGAGCAUCACUUCUGCCCUUGGCGGAAAAACCCUGUCCUGCUUAUGUGGCCCCAAUAAAAGUGAUUUGCCAGAUGGAGGGAAGUGGUCAAUGGCCUCGGAGCAAGGAGGCCAUCCAGCACAUCAAGGCCGCUUUCCAGGUGCAGCUGGCUGAAGUUCUGAACCAGCAACACCAUCUGCUGUGCCGGCCAGCCCCCACCUACACUGAUAUAUAUAAGGAUGGCUAUGUCUUCCGUCUUCAAGUGGCCUACCACCGGGAGCCCCAGAUCCUGAAGGAGGUGGUCACUCCUGAGGGGAUGCUGAAGUAUCAGGACACCCCAGAGUCUCAGCAGCUGGAACUUGAGAUGUUGCAUUUGCCAUUCUUGACUAGCUCGCUCCAUGGUCUGCAGCAGCAAUACCCAGCUUUUGGUGGCACCUGCCGUCUUGCCAAGCGAUGGAUCAGUGCUCAGCUGCUCAGCGACAGCCUCUCAGAGGAGGCUGUGGACUUAUUAGCAGCCUCCCUCUUCCUCUGCCCAGCACCGUUCACGGCACCCAGCUCUCCCCAAGUGGGUUUCCUUCGAUUCCUUCACCUGCUCACUACCUUUGACUGGAAAAACAGCCCUCUUUUGGUGAACCUGAAUGGUGAACUCAAAGAGGCAGAUUAUGUAGCGAUCAGGAACCAUUUUAUAGCUGCCCGGCCUCGCCUCCCGGCCCUGUUCGUUGCUACCCCGAAAGACCAGCAGCUGUCAGUGUGGACCAGAGAGAAGCCAUCACCUCAGAUCCUUCAACGCCUCCUUGUACUGGCCCAGGAGUCCCUUCAGGUUUUGGAUGUGCAGCUUAUGGAUCCUUUGGGGACGCAGGAUGUGAAGAUGGUCUUCCGACCUCCUUUGGAUUUCUACGAUGUCCUCAUCCACCUGAACCUCAAGCAGAUUCCAAGGCACCUGGAGGCAGUGGACCGGCCAGUCGCAUCCUUUAGCCGGGGGAUGUUGAAGAGCAACAGUGCCGCAAAAACCCUUUCUUUCCCAGUGGUGGAUUAUGACCCAGUGCAGUGCUACCUUCAGGAGCUCCGAGAAGCCUUCAGUGACUUUGCCCUGUUCUUCUACGACAAAUAUGGAGGAGAAGUUAUUGGGGUUCUCUGGAAGCCCUCAGCCUUUGAGCCACAGCCCUUCAAGGUGUCAAACGUGAAAGGAAGGAUGCUGUCCAGACUAAGCUCUGAGUCAAUGUUGGUUCCAAAUGUGGAGGCUAUUUUGGAAGACUUCAAGAUCUUGGGCAAAGGCCUGGUCAAAAUGGUUGAAGCUCGGACAGAAAAAUGGUCCAUUUAGAAUCAUCUGGGAUCCUGCUUGUGAUUAGAAAUGUUGAGGCUGUAUUCUUCCCACCCAUAACUUUUUUUUAAGAAUUUUCUUAGAUUUUUAUUACACGGAAAUUGAAAGCUCUUUCCAUCCUGUUUCCUUCCAAAGACCUGUUCAGCUCAGAUAAGCCUGAAUCCCCAAUAAAGGACUUUGUAUGCUAGAAA
This is a messenger RNA of Candoia aspera, 3683 nucleotides long. RefSeq names its product nucleolar protein 6 (gene NOL6). Gene Ontology annotation, biological process: rRNA processing; tRNA export from nucleus. The transcript is spliced from 26 exons. NCBI's taxonomy places the organism in Eukaryota, Metazoa, Chordata, Lepidosauria, Squamata, Candoiidae. The record is from RefSeq and is a predicted model, not a curated record. The coding region runs from base 79 to 3492 and encodes 1137 amino acids. Gene Ontology annotation, cellular component: CURI complex; UTP-C complex; small-subunit processome.